CAUUUGCGCUGGUAAUGACACUUUUGACAGUUGAAAACUGCAAGACUUUAUUCCUUUCUUUUUCAAUAUCCGGUUCACGCAAUUGUUGAUCCUACAAAACAAAAAUGGCACCCAGAAAGGCUAAAGCUCAAAAGGAAGAAGUCCAAGUGUCGUUGGGCCCACAAGUGCGCGAUGGUGAAUACGUUUUCGGUGUUGCACACAUCUAUGCUAGCUUCAACGAUACCUUCGUUCAUGUUACCGAUUUGUCUGGCCGUGAAACCAUUGCUCGCGUCACUGGUGGUAUGAAAGUGAAGGCUGAUCGUGAUGAAGCUUCACCCUACGCCGCUAUGUUGGCUGCUCAAGAUGUCGCUGAAAAGUGCAAAACUCUUGGCAUCACUGCUCUGCACAUCAAAUUGCGUGCUACCGGUGGUAACAAGACCAAAACCCCAGGACCCGGUGCCCAAUCAGCGCUCCGUGCGUUGGCUCGUUCUUCAAUGAAAAUUGGACGCAUCGAAGAUGUUACACCAAUCCCAUCAGAUUCCACACGCAGGAAGGGUGGUCGUCGUGGUCGCCGUCUAUAAACUGGAACAUAUUCUGUUCUUUGUGCGUAUAUUUUGUUGUUUGUACGCAUUUGCGUACGGCAGAAAAGUGGAAACAGAAAAAAUACAGAUUUUUUAAUAUAAGUGGUGAAAACUUUAA
Molecule: messenger RNA, 678 nt
Organism: Zeugodacus cucurbitae (melon fly)
Lineage: Eukaryota; Metazoa; Arthropoda; Insecta; Diptera; Tephritidae
Product: 40S ribosomal protein S14a
Exons: 3
Coding region: 105-560 (151 amino acids)
Biological process (GO): ribosomal small subunit assembly; maturation of SSU-rRNA from tricistronic rRNA transcript (SSU-rRNA, 5.8S rRNA, LSU-rRNA); translation
Cellular component (GO): cytosolic small ribosomal subunit; ribosome
Molecular function (GO): small ribosomal subunit rRNA binding; mRNA 5'-UTR binding; structural constituent of ribosome
Source: RefSeq, a predicted model, not a curated record